Messenger RNA from Gallus gallus (chicken), 8255 nucleotides. It is a transcript of the gene LRCH2, whose product is annotated as leucine rich repeats and calponin homology domain containing 2. Bases 25 to 2361 code for a protein of 778 amino acids. The transcript has 22 exons. Gene Ontology annotation, molecular function: protein binding. The record is from RefSeq and is a predicted model, not a curated record. NCBI's taxonomy places the organism in Eukaryota, Metazoa, Chordata, Aves, Galliformes, Phasianidae.
GGGGCUGGGCUGCGCCGCGCGAAGAUGGCGGCCGGGCAGGGGGGCGGCGGCGGCGGUAACGGCGGCGGUAGCAGCAACAGCAGCGGCGGCAGCAGCAGCAAUAACAACGGGACGGGGGGGCUGGGGAUCCCCGCUCACCUCACUCUCUCCUUCUCGGCCGGGCCGCACUGGGGGGCGGCCACCCUUCCGCAGCCUCACACGGUGCGCAGCUUGGACCGGGCCCUGGAGGAGGCGGGCAGCUCGGGCAUCCUCUGUCUCAGCGGCAGGAAGCUGCGCGACUUCCCGGGCAGCGGCUACGACCUGAGCGACACCACUCAAGCAGAUCUUUCCAAGAACAGAUUUACUGAAAUUCCUCCUGAUGUCUGGCUUUUUGCACCACUGGAAACGUUAAAUUUGUAUCACAACUGCAUCAAAUCCAUUCCAGAAUCUAUAAAAAACCUGCAAAUGCUUACCUACCUGAACAUUAGUCGAAAUCUUCUAUCAACGUUGCCAAAAUACCUGUUUGAUCUUCCACUUAAAGUUCUGGUUGUCAGUAAUAAUAAGCUGGUCUCCAUUCCAGAAGAAAUUGGAAAGCUGAGAGAUCUAAUGGAGUUGGACAUUAGCUGCAAUGAACUUCAGGUUCUUCCCCAGCAAAUAGGAAAACUGCAGUCACUUAGAGAAUUAAACAUAAGAAGAAAUAAUCUCCAUAUGUUGCCAGAUGAACUAGGAGACCUUCCUUUGGUAAAGCUGGAUUUUUCUUGUAAUAAAAUUACAGAAAUUCCAAUUUGUUACAGAAAGUUACGUCACUUACAAGUAAUAGUUUUGGAUAACAAUCCAAUGCAGAUACCACCAGCACAGAUAUGCUUAAAGGGUAAAGUACAUAUAUUUAAAUUCCUCAGCAUUCAGGCAUGCCUCAGAAUAGAUAAAAAACCAGAUUCCUUGGAUCUUCCAUCGCUGGGUAAACGAAUCCCCUCCCAGCCACUCACAGACAGUAGCAUAGAGGACUUUUAUCCCAAUAAAAAUCAUGGACCAGACUCUGGUAUUGGAAGCGAUAAUGGAGAUAAAAGGUUGUCCACAACAGAACCAUCUGAUGAUGAUACAAUCAGCCUUCACUCCCAGGUAUCAGAAUCAACAAGGGAACAGACGUUGAGGAACGACAAUCAUGUAAUGGGGAAUAAACUCGAUCCACAGAAAGACCAGGAGGUGUAUGAUUACAUUGAUCCUAAUGCAGAGGAGGGAGCUGUUCCUGAGCAGGGAGAUGUACAGAUUGGACCAUUGCUGUCUUAUAUAAAGGAGCGAGGAAAACACCCUGAGAAAUCCCAAAAGAUUGAGCACCAUGAGGACUGGGGAGAUGAAAAAAGGCUUCAGAAAGAGCAGCUGCUGGCUGAAGAAGACGAUGAAAUCAAAGAAGUGACAGACUUGAGAAAAAUAGCUGCUCAAUUACUGCAGCAAGAACAAAAACACAGACGAAGGCCAUUAAGCUAUAGAACUUCAUUCAGUGAAAAACUCUUCCAGAGGACGAGGGCGGCAGGACGUGCAUCCAGGCUUCUCAAUCAUUCGGCCUCAGUAAGCACGAGGAACAGGCCAAAGCAACCAGUGGAGUCCGAAAAAUGCAUCUCAACAGAUGAAGUGAACUCCCCAGUGUCUCCGUACAGCUGGCAGCCACUGGAAAACCAGAAGGAUUCAGUGGACGAUCAGCGCUGGCCAGAAACACAGCCAAUAAUUUGGCAGAAUGAAGAAAGGAGGAGAAGUAAACAGAUUAGAAAAGAGUAUUUCAAGUAUAAAUCUUCCAGAAAGAGUUCAAGUGGAAAUGAAAACGAUGAGCAAGACAGUGAUAAUACUAAUGUGUCCCCACAGUCUCCUGUGUCAUCCGAGGAUUAUGAGAGGACUGAUAGUAACACUCAUGGUCCAUUUGGUCUCAAACCGAGGUCAGCUUUCAGCCGUGCAGCUCGCCAGGACUAUGGAGCAAUGGAUCCUGGAUUUACAAUGAGGAGGAAAAUGGAGCAUUUAAGGGAAGAAAGGGAACAAAUAAGACAACUUCGCAAUAAUCUCGAAUCAAGGUUAAAAGUAAUCUUGCCUGAUGACAUUGGGGCAGCUCUGAUGGAUGGAGUAGUUCUUUGCCAUUUAGCCAAUCACAUAAGGCCACGCUCUGUUGCCAGCAUUCACGUACCAUCGCCAGCAGUGCCUAAACUCAGUAUGGCAAAGUGCCGAAGAAAUGUUGAGAACUUUCUGGAUGCUUGUAAAAAAUUGGGCGUUCCACAGGAGAGACUUUGCUUGCCUCAUCACAUACUGGAGGAAAGGGGUCUGGUGAAGGUUGGCCUCACAGUUCAAGCUCUGCUUGAAUUGCCCACGUUGAAAGUAUCUCAGCUUUCCGCCAUGUAACGCUAUUUCUUGGAAGCUCUGGAGCAGUUCAGCUUCCUACAUAGGAUUCCUACAUAGGAACAUCCAAGCCAUCAAAAACUAACGUCUGUCCAGAUGCUGUAGAGAGCCUUACUUUGGAAUUAUACAUGAAAACCUUGGAGUCAGCUGACGUUAAAAUACCAUAACGAUUCGUUUCCUUUUGUAGUUGGAUGCACAAAGAUUUUGGUAGCAUCAGGUUUCCUUUCCAUUUAAAAGUUAAAACUUUAAGUUAAAAAUGGCCAUUUAGCAUCUCACAGUGUUACAGUUAAAUGCUGGGUUUCUUUUUCUACAUUGGAAACGGCUUUUGAAUUAAUUUAGAAGUACAAAGCCUGAUCCUCCUUGCUUGAAUUAUUAAGGUCAACUACUUGACUUAAAGGUAAAAUGGAAACAUGGCGAUGGUGUGAUGGUAAAAACGCAGUGACUGAUAGCUGUAAUCCACUUCCACUCACUUAGAAACCUUAACAUUAGUGUUCUUUCUUUUUAUUUUUGCACUCCUGAUUGUAACUUACGCACUUCCAACAUUGCCAGUAUUUAGUCUGAGUGUGUGGUGAUGCAAAACGAUAGGAAAAAGGACACUCUUGAGUUGUUUUUCAGUCUUCUAGGUUGGUGCCAAAUAUUUUUUUCAGUUGUACUGUAGAUUGUUUACAUGUGAAGUGCCUGUGUAACUGAUAACUCUUAAUAGUCUUAAACAUUUUUUGAGAUUUCUUUGUUGAAAAUAGAUAAAAUGGGAAUUUUUAAAUAUUUUAAUAGUUUUUUGUAAAAUCAAUACGUGGAGAUUUAACUGAUGCUUCACAUUUUUUGAUGUUGGGUGUUUUAAGUUUGUUGCACAGUUGAUUAUGUCGUUAUCUAAUAAUUAGAAAAGACUGUAAAUACCCUUUAUUUAUGAUAUUUAAUUUGAUAAUACCUAAUCUUUUUUUUGUUUGUUUUAAUGUAUUGUUGGAUAAACAAAGUUGUCUACUUUCCUUUGCUUGGGACAAACAAAUACACGUGGUGAGUACGAUGUGAGGACUCGUGGUGCAUACAGAGUAAUUUAGGACAUUUUGAUAAAACUGCCAAAAUCUCAGGUUUAUUCUGUGAAUUCCAGGACUUCCUGUAAUACUGCUCCUGAGUUCACAUCACAUUUUUACAAUUCCCAGUUACCCAUCAUUUAGUUGAGGAAUAUCUGUGUUUAUCUUUGUCACGUUUACAGGAUUUAUUGUGUGAUUUGCAUAAGAGUGCGGCAUAGCACCCAGAUCAGUUUGUACAGAUGUCACUGUGCUGAGACAUUGGACUUCUGCAAAAGCAGAAUUCCCACUGUGCUGCGUUGUUUGUUUGUUUUUUAUCUUCUAAAUGUGUUCUGCACAGAUUCUCAGUAUUUUGAGUGUAUUCUGAAUCCAUGCACAGAAUACACAGCUGAAUUCAUUUCCAAAAAGGCUGCAAGUAACUUGGCAAUUUUAGUAGCAGGUUGAAUUGGUUUGUUGAAUAGGUAGUUCAUAUUUAAAACAAACAAACAAAAAAAGCUUUGUCACAGGUAUUCUAUUCUAGGCUAAAUUAAUUUUGACUGAGGGAUGUGUCUGCCAUGUGUAUAACAGGAUUUGGUUCUGUCCUUUCCUCUAAGGUCUCACAGCUCAUUGAAAAGCUGAUGUAAAACUGCAUUUCCAAAGUCCUAGGUCUAAAAUCUCAACUUCCUUAAACAGAAUACACAUGUAAUCUGUAUUGCUUUGACCUUCUGAAAUGCUGUAGAUGCUGUAUCUCAAAUUGGUUUUUGUAUCGUUCACAUAAUACUCACAUUAACAAUUUACAUCUAUUUUUUACUGUAAUUCUGUGAUCUGAGGUCAUGCUAAGACUAAAAUCAGAAGUAAUGUGUUUCAUUAAGCAGAUUUCUUGUUGCUGUGUGCUGCAGCUGAAGAACACAACCAUCCAACAGGAGUAGCUCGUUGUCUUUCAGUUCCUUGCUGUGUAGCAUUUGAUGGCUGUAACAGUUCUGUUUUGGUUUGUUGGCCAUUGAAUUGCUGGCUGUGAAUUGUCACUUGAAAUUAUUUGGCUUAACCCAAUCCACACUACUACUUAAUUGUCAUUUGCAUAUUUUUUCUUGCUUUAAACACUUCUUAUCCAAAUAGAACUAAACUUAUCAGUUUACCAUAUCACAGCGCAAACAUUAAGAAUCCCCUUGAUGUAAUGUACCAGAUACUUACCAGUUUUAUGGGAUUACCACAUCAUCUCCUAGUAACAUAACUGGAUAUGGAAUUCAUGUCCUCAUCUUGAAUUGUACCUCUGAAAUUGAAAACUACAGAAAUAACCCUUUGUAACCACUCCAGAAUCCUUCCCCACGAGCGUGCUGGGAACAGCCUUGCUUUGCAUUUCUUUGGAAAUUAUUCUUUGGAAAUUAUUACAGCCUUCUUAAUGCCAAUGGGGAAAAUAACUUAUGGUUCUGAGAGGAUUUCCUUUUUAGCACUGCAAAAAGUUAAGACUUUCCAGGGUCUUUGGGAGCAAUCUGAGCAAAGGUCUGCUGUACCUGAAUGAAUCUCUUCUCAUUUUCCUGUAGCCACAUUUCCAAAUAGUAUUCUGGAGCAAUGCUCCAAAACAAAAAAACAACCAAUAUACAAAAUGAAAAUGAAGCUACGUUAAGUUUUCCUGAUGAAUUUAAGAGUUAAGUAGGGUGCUUUUAUUACUGCAAUAAUGUGAUAUGCUCUAUAAGCUGGAGUGAAUCAGCAUGCUGACAGGGCUUCUGCCUGCCUGUAUUUUUUUUCCUGUUUUCUCUGCUACUGGAUGCAGCACACGGAUGCUUUAAGCAAUAAUGUUCCAGUUAUUGUGGUCUUAUAGCAGUGGCAUUGAAAGAAUAGCUGUAAAGGAUGGGGACUUGAGACGCUGUAUUUCAGAAAUGCUUCACAUCUAGUUUGUAAUGCUGCCAGUCUGCUGUGUUGGUCAGGGGUUGCUGGCUGUCCAGAAACCUUCUAUACACAUCUAUCUGAAGGUCUAUCAAAAUAUAACCAAAAAUUAAAUUAUUGUAAGAUACAGAAGCAUGCAUUUUGAACAGUAGAUGUCUGACAUGGAUUGUAGGAGUGUCUGGGUGAAGUCCUGGCUUCAGUGAAGUCAGGGCAUACUUUGGUUUCAGUAGAAGAUUUUAUCUUUUUAGGCAAAACAUGAGUUGUGUGACACGAGCGAAGCUGCAGUGUCAUCUGGGCUAAAGCAGUGGUCUCUGGUUAGUGCUAUAUAUUACUGAUUUAUCUACUACAUGCAAAUAUUCUAAUGUGCCAUACCGUAUUAAGGUGGUGGAAAAAAUAUUCUUAAGCACAGCUUUCGUACUAUGGGAAGGUCUGUCACCUCAAUAAAAUUGGAUGGUGAUAGGACAAGGGGGAAUGGUUUUAAACGGGGGAGAUGGGAGGUUUAGGUUGGAUAUUAGGAGGAAGUGUUUCACCCAGAGGGUGGUGACGCACUGAACAGUUGCCCAAGGAGGCUGUGGAUGCCCCAUCCCUGCAGGCAUUCAAGGCCAGGCUGGAUGUGGCUCUGGGCAGCCUGGGCUGCUGGUUGGCGACCCUGCACAUAGCAGGGAGGGGUUGGAACUGGAUGGUCAUUGUGGUCCUUUUCAACCCAGGCUAUUUUAUGAUUCAUUCUAUGAUUCAUCUCGCUUUGAAACUGAAGUUUUUUGCACUGAAAACUUUCUUAUUACAAAUACUUUAUUGCUUAGCAAUGGUCUUCUCAGCUUAACGUAAGGCUGGCCAAAUUUAAACAAAAAAAAAUGGAGACAUCUAUUUUCACUAAAACCAAAUUUCUGUGCCUUCUCCAUAUUGAAGAGAAGGAUGAAGGGUUGGCGUUACGCACUUGUGCCAAUUCAAUUUUUUAAAUAUUUAUUAAAGAAAGCAAAAUAGCUCUUGUGUGUGAUACAGGUGGUCUCUGUACCAAUGCAGAGGACUCUAUACCAACGCAGAGGUCACGUGUGUCAGUAAUGUACCAAAUCCCAGUCAAGCAGUAAGCGAGACUCUAUUCAGCGAUAACUCAAACCAAUCUAUAUCUAUUUCUAAUCUCAGCAGUGUGGAUGUCAGCUGGACACAGUGCAAGCGUGAGGUUUUUGGAGGAGUUCUUGGCACUUUCUGCAGACAGGAGAUGACUCUUUGUUGGUGAAUGAAACUUGUUGUUUUCCUCCCCAGAUCAGACUAACACGUGUUUCUUUCAAGAGGUGCAUCUUAUUUAAACACUGACCUUUCCUUGGAAAAGCAAGCUUGAAAACCCCACUCCUCCGCAACGCACACACAGCCAAUGAAAUAUUUCCUGUUUACAGAUGACCCUUUUGAAUUAAAAUAAUAAAAUUCUGCUGAUCUUGAUUGUUAAAGUGGAGGGAAUGUGAUUAACUCAGUGCCGGAUUAAUCUCGCCACUCCAGGAGCAGUUCUGCCUCCCGUGUUUUUUAUGCAGUGAACUGUGGCUUUGCUUUAUUUGCCUGUAGGUAUUUCACACAGUGCAGUUCUGACAGUGUGCAUCCUGCACUCAUGGCUGCAGUUGCUCCAUUGCUGCUUUUGGCAUUUCUCUGAGAUAGGAAGCAAAGGGGAUUGCCGUAAGCAGCACAGUUUCUCUGGAAGGAAUAAGAGUUGAUGUAAACAUGACAUCAUCGGUCAUUUGUAGUUCAGAUGUUUUAUAGCCAGCUACACUUUCUAAGAAGGGUUUUUAAAGAUAUUUUUCCUCAUUUACACGCAUCUUAGAGUACUGAUAUUCAAACGGAGCAGCUCCCAAAAGCCUUUCCAGGGUUUGUUUAUUCCCUUAGCAAACGUUAGAGAAGAACGGACUGAGCUGACAGCAGAUUGAAUUGUUUGGGGUACUUUCCAUUGCCUUCAGUGAGAGCAGAGUUUCCCUCGGUAGUUUUGUAAGUGAGCCACACCACAAAGUCAGACAUUGCAAAUGAGUUCUUGGCACUAACGAGGACUUCCUUGCUUACUUCAAAAUAGUGUGAAAUAUGGAAAACUUGACUUUUUUCCCCCCCCUCUUGUAGUUAUCUGAGGGCAGAUUAUGAAACAGCCGAUACUGGGACACGGCCACAAUGAAGCUUAUUUAUUUAAAAAAAAUAAAAAUAAAAAAUGAAGGAAUCAAUGAAAUCUCUCCAGAAUUGCUACAUACGUUGGUUGUGCCAUUCCUGGCACAAGAUCUCCCACUGGUCCGUAUCGAAACCUUUGCUGAAGAUGGUGCUCUUCGCUUGAGAAGUGUUUACUUGGCUCUGUCUACUGAACUGAAGUGUUCCAGUCAGCACUGCUGCAACCGUGGGGUUGAUUUCCCUGUCGCAAGGAUUGAUGUCUCUUGCACCAGCAGGUAAUGCUCUCAGUGCUGGAGAGGGGCACGUGGAGGCACUGCAGGACUGUUGGUGGGUUACGUUGGGAAUAAUGUGAAUACUUUUUGCUAUCGCGUGAUGUGUAGGACGAGGAAAACGUGAUUUGCUUUCGGUUAUCACUCGGUAUUCAGUUACUUUAUUUUGUAAGUUGUGAUUAUGAAACUCAGAAAACUCAAUGUAACCAAAUGAUCAGCGUGUAAACGUGUGCAGGACGGGAUGGAGGCAGUCCUGAGGCACGGUUGGAGAGUGAUCAUUGACAAAGAGAUGCUUCAGUUGUGUAUAUACUUCACGCACCCAUUUGAUAGCACGUUUGAAUUAGUUUUGCAUUUCCCAUUCUUGUAAAGUGCAUUUUCCACACUUCUGAAGGUUGCCCACCUGUACAAUAGUGUAUUCAGUGUUCUUUCAGGACUUCCAUUGCAGAUGGAGCUUCCAAUAUGUUUCUUUUGAAGAAAUGUUCCUACUGUUGCUUUUAUUUUUGUAAAUAGUUUCUUUUUUUGUAUUAAAUUUGCAUGGAUAAAACCCACAUUUCCAAAAGCAGUGUACAUAAUAUACUCUGUGUAUAAAAUAUAAACUGUUUCAUAA